CUCUCUGCUCGGGCAGGAGCGCAUUUCCCCUCCAGGAUGAUCGCGACGCGCCUCCCCGGACGGUCGCCGCGGAGCAGCAGGCAGGCGCCUGGAUGGGGCCCCCCAACAAUGCCACGCCGGGGCUGCGGCUGCUUAGGCCUCCAACAGUGGUCGGUCAAUUCCACACACUCUUCUUUGGCUCAGUCCGAAUGUUUUUCCUUGGUGUUUUGGGUUUUGCUGUCUACGGCAAUGAAGCCUUACACUUCAGCUGUGAGCCAGACAAGAGGGAUAUUAAUCUAUUUUGUUACAACCAAUUCAGACCUAUAACCCCACCGGUAUUCUGGGCUUUACAGCUAGUGACCGUACUGGUACCUGGAGCCAUUUUCCACCUUUAUGCUGCAUGUAAAAGCAUCGCUCAGGAAGAUAUCCUCCAAAGACCUGCCUACACCGUUUUUUAUAUUCUUUCUGUUCUGUUAAGGAUCAUCCUUGAAGUUGUGGCCUUUUGGCUUCAGAGUCAGCUCUUUGGUUUCCAAGUGAAUCCACUCUACAGAUGUGAUGCAGGAGCCCUUGAUAAAAAGUUUAAUAUUACCAGAUGCAUGGUACCAGAACACUUUGAAAAGACUAUCUUCCUUAUUGCUAUGUACACAUUUACUGUGAUUACUAUUAUGUUGUGUAUUGCAGAGAUUUUUGAGAUCUUGUGUAGAAGGUUGGGCUUCUUGAAUAGUCAGUAACUUCAGUGUUAUAAUGAAUUAUUUCUGUUUGUUUAUCAUAACAUUUUUUGUACAAAGAGCAGAGUUAUCCAUUUGAAACAAAAUUAACUUUCUUUAAAUAACAAAGUCAAGUUGAAUCUUAAAAAUAUGUAUUUAAAUAUCAGCAAACUUCUACAGGGAAUUCUUCGUUAUGCCUUUUUUUUUUACUCAUAAAUUUUACAUGCCGUAUUUUUCCAUCUAUAAAAUUCCCCCAUGUAUAAGAUGCCCCCAAUUUUUGGGGACUCCGAUUUAAGAAAAUGGGGG
Messenger RNA from Podarcis raffonei (Aeolian wall lizard), 992 nucleotides. RefSeq names its product gap junction protein epsilon 1 (gene GJE1). The record is from RefSeq and is a predicted model, not a curated record. Bases 93 to 710 code for a protein of 205 amino acids. Lineage: Eukaryota; Metazoa; Chordata; Lepidosauria; Squamata; Lacertidae. Gene Ontology annotation, biological process: cell communication. Gene Ontology annotation, cellular component: connexin complex. The transcript is spliced from 3 exons.